AUGGAGAAAAUUAUAAAGAACGAGGAUAUAUUGAAGACCAUGAUGCACCGCUAUCGAAUCCUCAGCGCUCAUCUAACAAGCGCCUUAGCAAUGAUACCCUUCAAAUCUUGCAUUGACAGUGACAGCGACGGCGAUGAGAUUGACUCUGCCUACAAUCUGCCACUAAAAUUUUGCUCUGAUUAUAAUCAUGCAUUUCUCUCGUGGAAUAGGGGGUUUCCCCUGGAGCAUCUGUCUAUAAUGCUGGGAUUGCGGUCUACCUGUUCAGCUGCAAGACAUUACCGCAAAGAAAUGGCAGGCACUGCAUAUUUUUCAGACUCUAAGAUGGUAUAUUUUGACAAUGAAUUGGUUAAUAUGUAA
Messenger RNA from Penicillium vulpinum, 357 nucleotides. RefSeq lists its product as uncharacterized. The record is from RefSeq and is a predicted model, not a curated record. NCBI's taxonomy places the organism in Eukaryota, Fungi, Ascomycota, Eurotiomycetes, Eurotiales, Aspergillaceae. The coding region runs from base 1 to 357 and encodes 118 amino acids. The transcript is spliced from 2 exons.